AUGGUGCAACCUGAAGGGUAUAGUUUUGGCACCAAUCUUGUGUGUAAGCUUGAAAAGGCAUUAUAUAGUCUCAAGCAAGCUCCCCAUGCUUGGUUUCUAAAGUUGAAGGGCAUUCUUAAGGGCUUUGGUGUCACAAGUACCACCUUUGAUCCAUGUCUAUUUGUCAAAUACUCCUCCCUCUCUAUAAUCUAUCUUUUAACAUAUGUCAAUGACAUUCUAGUUACAGGUACUGCUGUAAGUGAAGUGAACAAGCUGAUUGUUGAUUUAAACAAGGUCUUUACACUCAAGAAUUCAAGAAAAAUGAGUUUCUUCCUUGACAUUGAGGCUGAGAGGUCAGCCACAGGCUCCCUGGUCCUUAAGCUAUCUAAGUAUGUACGCGAUUUACUCAUGAGGGUUGACAUAGUUGGCGCUCGGCCUAUGUCCACUCCUAUGAUGAGAAGUCUCAAGCUUGAUACAUCUGGUGCAGUCUUUGAUAAUCUAUCAUUGUAUCACUCUAUGGUAGGUGGAUUACAAUACGUCACCAUCACAAGACUGGACAUUACGUUUGCAGUGAACAAGGUCUCUCAAUUUUUUCACACUCCCUUGGAGCAAUAUUGGAAGACUGUGAAGCAUAUUUUGCGAUAUCUAGCAAGGACAAUAGACAUGGGUUUAGAGUUUCAUAAGAGUAAGAAUUUCAGAAUUUUGGCAUUUUGUGAUUCUGAUGGGAUAGCAAAUCCGGUGGACAGAAAAUCUCACAGGGAUACUAUGUGUUUCUAG
Arachis ipaensis is the source of this 756-nucleotide messenger RNA. NCBI's taxonomy places the organism in Eukaryota, Viridiplantae, Streptophyta, Magnoliopsida, Fabales, Fabaceae. The record is from RefSeq and is a predicted model, not a curated record.